This is a messenger RNA of Drosophila erecta, 496 nucleotides long. RefSeq lists its product as uncharacterized. NCBI's taxonomy places the organism in Eukaryota, Metazoa, Arthropoda, Insecta, Diptera, Drosophilidae. The transcript is spliced from 2 exons. The record is from RefSeq and is a predicted model, not a curated record. The coding region runs from base 166 to 387 and encodes 73 amino acids.
CAACUUUUUCGGUCACUUGCACCAAGCUUUAGCUCAUCUGAGUAUAGAUUUUGGAGCUUUCGAUACCGAUUACAAAUUCAAUUUUCAAAGUAACCUCAUCUUUCUGAGCCGCAUCGUAUUGUUUAUUUUAUUCUUUGCGUGGUCUGCAUAAUACGACUUUUCAAAAUGAUGUUCUAUAUGCUGGCUAUAGAUGUUAUUCUAUAUUUCCUGCUCUUGCCCGAUUUUUCUGUAUGGGCUUUCUUGCUUUUCAAGUUGGUGCUCAUCAAUCAACCGCUGACGAGGAUUGGAGUUGUUUUGUUAAAUGCCGUAGCCAAGUGGUAUAUAUAUCCAUACUUGGAGGAAUGGGUUGCCUUACAGGAAGCGAAAUUGAACUCGGAAAAACUUUAAUUUCUUUAUGAAAGAAAUGCAAGAAUGAUUUGAAGAAAACUAAUGUACUACUUUAUAAAGAAGGUUUUAUAGAUAAUUGUUUCCUAAGGUGUUUAUCAUUGCAAAAUUC